UUUCAAAUGCCUUUACUUCAGUGUUUUCUUAUUCGAUUCGGCAGUACCGCAAAACAUCAAAACAAAACAGGUUUCACGAUUUAGUCCUGUUCGGGUUUAUAGAUCGCCAACUUGUUUAGAUAAAGCAAUAAAUAUGAGCAAACCCGGCGAGGCGCCCGAAGAAACAGCCACCGAUCUCCAGCUGUCAACGGACCCGAAACUAGUAACCAAAGCGACGCAAAUCCUAGAACCCCUUCCGAGUGGUGCAGUGGAUCGAAAUCUGGACAGCGUGCUGGAAGCGGUGAAAACCGUCGAUCAAACAUGCGACUAUAAGCGGUGCAAGCAGAAAACCACCAUGAUGGGCACCAGUUGUGAAUUCUGCCGGCAGCGGUUCUGCUUCAAGCAUGGUCUGCCGGAGGUACACGGAUGUGGGGAUGCCGUCCGAAAACAGGAAAGGGAAGAAUUUUUACAUCCACUACCGGCCAAAACAGUUCAAGCUCAGGAGGAUCUCAAAAAGGCACACAGUCGACUCGAUCAGAAGCUGAAGCAGAUGAAUUUGACGCGAAAGGCUAAACCCACUGGGGGUGGGGGAACGGAAGCAUCGUCAUCUGGGCGUGGCCGGGGUGGAGGAGGUAGACGCAGGGGAAAGUCUUGAACUGUAGUUUAUUCAAAUACUUAGAAAGUUAAAUAAAUGUACGUGUAGGCUUUUCAUCGCAUUCGCAAAA
Messenger RNA from Wyeomyia smithii (pitcher-plant mosquito), 704 nucleotides. Its product is annotated as DNA-binding protein SMUBP-2. The transcript has a single exon. Gene Ontology annotation, molecular function: zinc ion binding. Bases 134 to 634 code for a protein of 166 amino acids. The record is from RefSeq and is a predicted model, not a curated record. NCBI's taxonomy places the organism in Eukaryota, Metazoa, Arthropoda, Insecta, Diptera, Culicidae.